CUGCUCGGCGGACAAGAGAAGACUGAGAGUAGCGAUUCAUGGCUGAGCAAUUCCGAGAAGAAGCCCUAUUUUUCGAUGAGAUUUCUCAGCGGCGAGGCAGGCCACCAGAUUUUCGGCGAGAAGAAGAGCGACGACCCUCUUCCUCUGUUUGUGAGCCUUUCGCCGGCGUACUGUGUCUGCGACCAAUUAGCAAUCUCCGGCAGGACGAGUGCCUCCAGCGGCGAGGACGAGCCACCAGCGGCGAGGUCGAACCCAUUUCCGGCGAGGGCCGACACACAGCCGAGAAGUCCUCGAGAGCCUGUUUCCGUCCGUUCAGCAGCAGCCACGCAUCGUCGAGAGGUCGCUCAGUCCGAACAAACGAGCAGCAAUCGGCCCUUCCGAUUUCUUUCCGACGGGCAGCGGUGGUCCUUGUUCAGACGAGUUGCAGUCGUUAGUGGUAGCCGGAGUCACGGCAGCGGUAGCCCUUUCGGGCCCGUGCAAGAAUAG
Striga asiatica is the source of this 486-nucleotide messenger RNA. The record is from the annotation of a GenBank genome assembly. NCBI's taxonomy places the organism in Eukaryota, Viridiplantae, Streptophyta, Magnoliopsida, Lamiales, Orobanchaceae.